AACUCGUAUACUCUAUUAAAAAUUAAAUACAAGCACUAAAAAUAAAAUGAUAAGCGCUUUAAAUGGCUUUGGCCUAGUCAUAGGCUGGAUGGAUAUAAUGGGCGCCUUGCUCUUUGAGCUGAUGAUCGUCUAUACGCUGCGCAGACGUUGCAAGAACAACAGCAAUGCAGCUGGCGAGUUGCAUGCUACAGAAUUGCAGCAGCAGCAGCAGGAGCAGCAGAAUGACAUUAUAAAUGUUCGACCCUGGAUGCUGUGGGCUUAUCUUUUGCUCUUGAAUGUAUGGAUUCUGGUUUCCUUGCUAAUGAUUGCGGGCAUUCUAUUGCAUCAGCCGAAUCUAUUGCUCUUCUGGCUUGUCUGGUGCAUGUGCGGAUUGCUCUUUGAUGUGCUCUUUGUGCUGUGGUGGUGCUGGGAGCUCAUUGUAGGCGAUGCCUUUGAGGCUUUAACCAACAUACUUAUCUCGCUGCUUACCAUGGUUAUUGAAUUUGGCUUUAUAUAUGUUAUAUAUCAUAUCUAUAUGAAUCUGCUGGAUGUGCCACACAUGCCCGCCUUUAAGCUGCGCUUUCUAAAACCUUUAUUUUAAUUUUGUAUAU
Drosophila busckii is the source of this 590-nucleotide messenger RNA. RefSeq lists its product as uncharacterized. NCBI's taxonomy places the organism in Eukaryota, Metazoa, Arthropoda, Insecta, Diptera, Drosophilidae. Bases 47 to 580 code for a protein of 177 amino acids. The record is from RefSeq and is a predicted model, not a curated record. The transcript is spliced from 3 exons.